AUGUCCGCUCCGAUAUGGGUGAACCUAACGAAUAUUCCAGCGGAACUAUAUUCAUUGAAAGGAAUCAGUUACAUAGCUUCGGGCAUCAGCGAGCCUCUCCACACGGACAAGAUGCGAUUAGAUCCGUUGAGUGUUGGUGAGGCAAAGGUCAAAGUGGAAGUUCAGUUAGGUGCUAUUCUGCCUCAAGCUAUAGAAAUUGAGGAUGAACAAGGCUCUGUAAUCACGGUUAAUGCCGCUUAUCCUUGGAUCCCCCCUAAAUGCAUCAACUGCGGGGAAUUUGGUCACAAGCUCCAAAGCUGCCCGGUUCGUCAAUCCCAGCCCCUACAACGUGUGGUCGAAACAGGGACUUCCAUUGAGACGGUAGACAGUCAGCUCACAAUCAAAGAUGUGGCAUCUGCUUCUACAUCGACUCUACCCACGUCUGUAUCUUUGGCCCCCAACACGACUAACGCAGGCGAUCCUCAAAUAGCGGACAUGAAUGCAGGGAUUCAACAACCUGAUAUACAACCUACAUGUCCCCAUUCCCCUUUACAGCAAACAAUCCAACCGACUAUACUACCAGUAAGGACAGAAACUAAACUUGUGGCUCAGUCAAAGAAGACAUCUAAGAAUUCUCAGCGUCUAAUAUGA
Tarenaya hassleriana is the source of this 630-nucleotide messenger RNA. RefSeq lists its product as uncharacterized. The transcript has 2 exons. Lineage: Eukaryota; Viridiplantae; Streptophyta; Magnoliopsida; Brassicales; Cleomaceae. The record is from RefSeq and is a predicted model, not a curated record. Gene Ontology annotation, molecular function: zinc ion binding; nucleic acid binding. The coding region runs from base 1 to 630 and encodes 209 amino acids.